Molecule: messenger RNA, 2371 nt
Organism: Populus nigra (black poplar)
Lineage: Eukaryota; Viridiplantae; Streptophyta; Magnoliopsida; Malpighiales; Salicaceae
Product: putative NAC domain-containing protein 94
Exons: 5
Coding region: 224-1828 (534 amino acids)
Biological process (GO): regulation of DNA-templated transcription
Molecular function (GO): DNA binding
Source: RefSeq, a predicted model, not a curated record
UUCUACUUUUAACAACUUCUCCUGGAAGGCUAUUGACUCCUCGUUCACAAUACAGAAUCUCUCCAUCUUCCCCAGUAUAUUAUAAACACACACACUCGCUCUCUCAUCGAACCCAAACACCAACCCCUCUUCAAGGAAAGAAAAAGUUUGUCACUCGUCGGUUGCUGAAUCUGCUGGUCCUCCCUCCCUCCCUUUCAAUCUCAAACCUCAUCUCAACUCAGGCAUGGCUUUCUUUCCUGUUUUAGGAAGAGGAAUGAAUAGCAAGAUCCAAUCAGUUAUGGAAAAUCCAACAGACGGAAUGCCAUCCGCACCAGCAGUUGGAUAUAGGUUUCGUCCAACCGACGAAGAAUUGAUUAGCAAUUACUUGAAGCCAAAAUUGCUCGGUUAUGACUUGGAAGACUUACUCAUCAUCGCAGAGGUCAAAGUCUGUAAACAUGAACCCUGGGAUCUACCUGUUAAAUCGGAAAUUAAGUCCGAUGAUGCAGUUUGGUAUUUCUUUUGCCCUCGCGAUUUAAAGUACUCAAACAGCAGACGCUCUAACCGGAAAACGAAAGCCGGAUUCUGGAAACCAACCGGCAAAACUAUUAAAGUGAAGGCUAAGCGUAACAAGGAGGUGAUUGGUACUAAGAAGACUUUGGUUUUCUAUAGAUCAGCUAGUCCUAAAGCCGAGAGGACUGCAUGGAUCAUUCAUGAAUACGAAGUGUUCGUAUCUGAUUCAAAGAAUCUGGGGGAAUAUGUUCUCUGUAAAUUGAAGAAAAAACUAGAUGAGAAAACCAGUAAAGGUGUACCCAAAAACCAUACCGCUUCUACCUCAGGUUUUGAAGCUGAACCAAGCUGCAGUAUGGCUUCUGAUUUUGAAAAUCAAAAUCGUAGUGAGUUGACAACGAAUUCUGCUUGUGUCGGAAGUGAAUCAAGCCACUGUCUGGCUUCUGAUUUUGAAAAUCCAAAUUCAAAUGAGCUGCCGACUAACUUAGCUCAGGAAGCGAGUGAGUCGAGCCACUUUUCGACCACUAAUAAUCAAAACCCAAAUGAGCUGAUGUCUAAUUCGGCGUAUUAUGGAAGUGGGUUGCACCACUCCAUGGCUACUAAUUUUGGUAUUCCAAACUCAAAUGAGCUGAUAUCUAGUUCAUCCCAUAAUGGAAGUGGUUUACUCCACUCCAUGAAUUCAAAUUAUGAAAUUCAAUACCCAAAUGAGCUGAAUUCUAAUUCGGCUUAUGAUGGAAGUGGUGGUUUACUCCACUCCAUGACUUCAAAUUAUGAAAUUCAAUACCCAAAUAAGCUGAUAGUUAAUUCAGCUUAUAAUGGAAGUGAACAGAGCCACUAUAUGGCUUCUGAUUCUGAUUAUGUGUCAUCCUAUGAGAAUUGGUUUACAGCUUCUGAUUUUGAAGAUCCAUUAUCACCUCUUCAACCUGAAGGUGAAACCGGUCCUUCCAUGGAGAUGCCUUUUCAGUUUACAAAUUGCCUACUGGCUUCUGAUUUUGAAAAUCAAAAUAUAGACAAGGAAACAGAUAUAUCAGCCCCCGAUGAAGGUGAAAGGAGUUCUCCUACAGUAAUGCCUUUGGAUUUUUUGGAAAAUGAAAAUCCUUGGGGGAAGACUGAUAUGUCAACCCUUGAAGAAGGUGGUUUGUGUUGCUUGAUGGCUUCAACAGAAAACAGUCCAGCAGAUGAUUCGAUUCUGCAGUUUCCACAGCCAAACCCUGAACAAUUGGCUGAGCUGGAAGCAUUCCUGGAGCUAGAGGACAGCCUUAACCCUCCGCCUCAGCCACCUGCAUCUACAAGCACCGAGGAAGUCCCUAAUUAUACGGUCAUUGGUUCUGUGUCUUAUUGAACACAUCUGUUAUUUCCUAUAUAUCUGCCCUAUUUGGGUAUUUAUAUAAACACAAUAUUGAAACUGGAGUUCCUAUGUGGCUAAUGUUGCCACCUUGCACCCCCAAAUCUGCUACCGAUACAACUUAUGCUGCCUAGUUGUUCGAUUUCUUGCAUGUUAUCUGAUCUGCAAAUUCACUUUCUGUAUAGUGGAUGCUACUGAGUUUGAUCAGUCCAUGCAGCUCCGGGCUGUUUAAAGCCCAUGCCUUCUAAAGUUUGUGGCUAUAUCCAAACAUUAAGAGGAAGAUUUUAUUACUAGUAGUAAAAGAUGCUUGGUUUUGUCCAAGAAUCCCGAUGCAUUUGCUGCUGUCCAGUUCUGGAUUUGUUAAAUAGAAAGUACUUCGUAAUUCCUAUAUUUAGUUGCUUGGGUUGUUUUAGCUACAUGUUACUUAGUGUGUGAAGGGGGAUUUGUAACAAGUGAAAACUGCUCGUACGAGCCUUGUAUCUAAAUGUAUCAGCUGUGUUUCAAAGAUCAAUGAGCAAAGAGUACGUUCAAUUGAUAUAA